CACACACACACGGGGGAGAGAGAGAGAGAGAUCUUGACGCACAGCAUGGAGAGCUCGCCGCUCUGCCCCCGCAAUCCUCCCCAUCUUGGAGCAUGCAAGCCUCGGAUCCCAUACACAGAACUGCCGCCCAGGUCCGAAAGGUUCUGGAGGCCUUGGAUUCCAACCCAGAAAGAGGCAGAAAGGCAGCUCCAGGCAAACCAUUCAGGGGUGAAUGAAUCCCACUUGGGCAGUUCUUCUGAGACUAUGGAAGACUCAGCAAAACUCACACACUAUACACACCCAGUCAGAUUAUUCUGGCCCAAAUCAAGGUGCUUUGAUUACUUGUACCAUGAAGCAGAAGCACUUCUGAGGAACUUUCCUGUCCAAGCCACACUUUCCUUUUAUGAAGAUUCAGAGAGCGAGGAAGAGAAUGAUGAGUUGGACCAUGGUUUUGAAGCAGCAGUGGAUUGUUGAUUGCACAAGGACUACUGUUACUGUUUAUAUUCAUUAAUUUAAUAUCAAGCUCAGUUUUCUAUAAUAAUAUUUUAAGCUAAUUUAUAUGUAAGUUAUUUGCAAUUAAAAUUCUUAUCAUUUUUAUUUUCAUAA
Messenger RNA from Anolis sagrei ordinatus, 585 nucleotides. RefSeq names its product ripply transcriptional repressor 2 (gene RIPPLY2). The record is from RefSeq and is a predicted model, not a curated record. Gene Ontology annotation, cellular component: nucleus. Gene Ontology annotation, biological process: negative regulation of transcription by RNA polymerase II; embryonic pattern specification. NCBI's taxonomy places the organism in Eukaryota, Metazoa, Chordata, Lepidosauria, Squamata, Anolidae.